This is a messenger RNA of Diaporthe amygdali, 1287 nucleotides long. Its product is annotated as lcohol zinc-containing. Gene Ontology annotation, biological process: butanediol biosynthetic process. Bases 1 to 1287 code for a protein of 428 amino acids. Gene Ontology annotation, molecular function: (R,R)-butanediol dehydrogenase activity; zinc ion binding. Lineage: Eukaryota; Fungi; Ascomycota; Sordariomycetes; Diaporthales; Diaporthaceae. Gene Ontology annotation, cellular component: cytoplasm. The transcript is spliced from 3 exons. The record is from RefSeq and is a predicted model, not a curated record.
AUGCGUGCGCUCCGAUACUACGGUAUUGGGGAUAUCCGCUUGGAUGAUAUCCCCGACCCGGAUUGUCGGCCAGGCUGUGUCAAGCUCAAACCAGAAUAUGUUGGCAUUUGCGGCAGCGACAUCCAUCUUUACUUCGAUGAAGCCGUAGCUACAAAGACCGACUUUAUGCACCCACUGGCCAAGGAGAAGAUGCCCAUCGUCUUCGGCCACGAGUUCGGCGGGGUGGUGACGGAGAUUGGGGAAGGCGUUACGCGCGCGCGCGUUGGCGACCUCGUGGCCAUCCGCCCGUCAUUGUACGACGGGACCUGCGAUGCCUGCGUCGCGGGGCACACCAAUGUGUGCCAGUACUGGGGUUGGUUGGGAAUCCACGCCAAUGGGGGGUUGGCGGAGUCGGCCGUCGUCGAGGAGAAGACGGUGUUCCGCCUCCCCCAGGGGACGAGCCCUCAGGUCUCGGCCUUGGUCGAGCCCCUUGCCGUAGGCUGGCAUGCGACACGCCUUGUGCGAGACUUGACCCCCACGUCGACAGCGCUCAUAACGGGCGGGGGCCCAAUCGGCUGUGCCGUGUACUUCGCCCUCCGCGCCCAGGGCCUGACGAAAAUCGUGGUCAGUGAGGUCUCGAAGGCGCGGCGUGAUCUGCUGGCGGUGCUCGGCGCCGAGCACGUCCUCUCCCCCGCCGACAUGGAUGUUGCAGCCACGGUCCGGGAGCUAUCCGGGGCAGGUGGCGCCCAUGCGGUCUUCGAUUGCGCCGGGCUCCCAGUCACCCUUAGCACGGCCCUAGAGGCACUACAGCCGCGAGGUACUAUUGUCAACGUCGCCAUCCGUGCCGAGCCCGUGCCGCAGGUGGACCUCAACCUUUAUCUGUACAAAGAGGCGACCCUGGUGAGCUCGAUCGCCUACCAGGACAAGGACUGGGAGGAGGUUAUCGAGGCCCUUAGACAUGGGAAGAUAAAGCCGGAGGCAAUGGUUACUAGCAAGAUUCAGCUGCAAGAUUUGGUUGAGAAGGGAAUUAAGGUUUUGGCUAAGCCCGGACAGCAACAUUCCCAACACGAUGACAAGGCCCUGCUCGAUACCCGGAACAAGGAAUAUAACGCCACCAAACACCGGGGCAUUUUCGGUGAUCUCAUCGGAGACCAUUUCGGCGGCUCGGCCUACGAGACUGUGCCCCUGCCGGUGCCAGAAGUCAACGGCUGGGUCGGCAUGCAUGGCAGAGUGAGGCAUGAGUUCCCAGACCUGGGCCGUGGUGACUUCAGAAUCCCCGCCGUGCGUGUCCGCGAGACCGCGGGAUAG